CAGGGGCGGCCCCGCGCUCCAUUGGCGGGCUGUGGCCAAUAGCGCUGCCGGGGCGGGGCCGGGCCGUGCCGGGCAGGGAUGGCGCGGACCAAGGUGGAUCAGCGUGGUCGUGCCUUCCGCAAGGUGUUGGUCGCCCGCGCUCCCCGCAAGGCGCUGGGCUCCGGCAGCAGCGGCAGCAUCAGCGCGGGGCCGGCAGUGCCCGGCCGGAGAGGUGAGCGCCGCCCCGUGGGGCUGAACCGGGUGUGUGUGAGGCCGGUGCCCGCCUGGCAGAGGGGCAUCAGCGACUUCCUGCAGCUGCCAUCCAAGGAGAGCCGGGCAUCCGACGGAGACACGCCCGGGACCAGCGGCCUGGAAGCUCGGCCCCUGCCACUGGAUCCUGCCGAAGAGAGAGAGUGCUUGGAGGAAGAGUAGAUGUGACCUGACCUCGAUUCUCAUGUUAAAGUGCUCCUCCUACUCCACCUGGGUUUUGUACAUUUGCAUAGCUCUUUACUUUUUUUUAUUACUUCCUUUUGACUUUUGUACAAGCCUAAAAGUCUGAGAGAUGGCACAAACACUGGAGAAAUUAAUUAGUUUUUACUGUUUGGCACUUAAUGUUCAUUGUAAAGCACUGGUUUAAUUUUUAUCUUGGUUUGCUUGAGUUCCCCCUGCUUUUGUCUUUCAUCUUCUGCCUGCCUUGUGUUUGUGCAAGACUUGCAUGAUCAUGGUUGUUCCGUUACUGCAAAGCAGAUCCUCGUUUUUAAUAAACUGAAACCAUCUGAGCACACACCUGUGCUGUGUCUUUACUGCAGUAAAAGCUGUUAAUGAAGAUUUCUUUGUCCAAAAUUAAGAAACUGGAUUUGGAAAGACACUGGAGAGGUGGGUGGGCAGCUGAAAUUUGCUCUGAUUAGAGGUGAAGUUUAAUUAAAACAAACUGGUUGUUCCAAAGAAUCAGAACUCUGAAAGCUGAGGCGGCAAUAAAUGGCUAAAACUAAAUAAAUCUUGUUAUUGUGGAUGUUUUAA
This is a messenger RNA of Melospiza georgiana, 999 nucleotides long. RefSeq names its product PCNA clamp associated factor (gene PCLAF). Gene Ontology annotation, molecular function: chromatin binding. Gene Ontology annotation, biological process: translesion synthesis; regulation of cell cycle. Gene Ontology annotation, cellular component: nucleus. The record is from RefSeq and is a predicted model, not a curated record. Lineage: Eukaryota; Metazoa; Chordata; Aves; Passeriformes; Passerellidae. Bases 79 to 411 code for a protein of 110 amino acids. The transcript is spliced from 4 exons.